Molecule: messenger RNA, 1979 nt
Organism: Danio rerio (zebrafish)
Lineage: Eukaryota; Metazoa; Chordata; Actinopteri; Cypriniformes; Danionidae
Source: RefSeq, a predicted model, not a curated record
UGCUCUGUCACCUGUUAAUUGUUAUCAUUUGUCUAAAUGUUUUCUAUUUAUCAUUUGCAGGGUGGCAUUUUCUGUCCGUAUUUUAGGUUAAUUGGCAACUAGUCAUUCGGAGAGAAGGAAUGUCGGAGUUGAUCACACAGAGUCAGCGGUGUGGACAUAAACCAAUCACAAAGCAAGAACUUCUCGAGCGAGACGCACCAGUGCGUAAAUGUGGGUCAUUCCACGCGCACAGCACCGAGAUCAGACGCAGUUAUCCCAACUUGCCAACAUGGGACAGAGCUGGAUAACGGACAGGUCUCUCCUAAAGACUAACUUAAACAAUGUAGCUGACUGGCUUUGUUGAUAAUCUGUAGUAAUGGAUACGAUAUUAGAAAUGGAGAACGGUACAAAUCACACGCAGGACCGCGCGCACGGAGCGCAGGAGCGAGAGGAUGGAGACGGGCAGAACAGCGUGCGCGCUCUGCUUGGUUUUGUGCUCUUCCUCCUGAUCGUCUCCACGCUUUUAGGGAACACACUCGUGUGUGCCGCCGUGGUCAAAUUUAGACACCUGCGCUCCAAAGUAACCAACUUUUUCGUCAUUUCUCUGGCCGUUUCAGAUCUCUUCGUGGCCGUCCUGGUGAUGCCGUGGGAGGCAAUUUCCGCGGUGGCUGGCACAUGGCUUUUCGGCCGGUUUUGCGGCAUCUGGAUUGCAUUUGACAUCAUGUGCUCCACCGCGUCCAUCCUCAACCUGUGCAUCAUCAGCGUGGACCGCUACUGGGCCAUCGCGAGCCCGUUCCGUUACGAGCGUAAAAUGACCCACCGGGUGGCUUUCAUGAUGAUUGGAGUGGCGUGGACCCUGUCCAUCCUAAUCUCCUUCAUCCCGGUUCAGCUCAAUUGGCACAUGGCUGAUGACGACGAGGAGGGCGCAGGGGGAAACGGCACAGACUACAGCGACAACUGCAAAGCCAACCUGAACAGGACCUAUGCCAUCUCGUCUUCGCUUAUAAGUUUCUACAUCCCCGUAAUCAUCAUGAUCGCCACGUACACGAGGAUAUUCCGUAUUGCGCAAACGCAGAUCCGCAGGAUCUCCUCUUUGGAGAGAGCGGUGGAACACGCGCAAAACCACCACCAGUCCAACGACUGCUCCAACGAGAACUCUCUGAAAACCACCUUCAAGAAAGAGACCAAAGUUUUGAAAACACUCUCUAUCAUAAUGGGAGUCUUUGUGUUUUGCUGGCUGCCGUUUUUCGUGCUCAACUGCAUGGUGCCCUUCUGCCAGUGCGUCAGUGACACGACCUUCACCAUCUUCGUGUGGUUCGGAUGGGCCAAUUCUUCCCUCAACCCUGUCAUCUACGCGUUUAACGCGGACUUCAGGAAAGCGUUCUCCUCGAUUUUGGGCUGCAAUAAAAUUUUCCCCUGCACCGCCGUGGAGACGGUGAACUUCAGUAACGAGCUGGUGUCCUAUCACCACGACACGACCCUUCAGAAAGAAGCGCAACCACUGGCUGCCCAGAUGGCGAACACUCGAGAGGAGCAGAGUCUCCCGUUUGACAAGGAUUCGGUCACCUCGAACGUUUCUCGGAAUCACAAAAACAUGCUGUUACCGAACAUCGGGCAGUUUGAGUGCGACGGGGAGAUUUCACUGGACACGAUCACACCAUUCACCUCGACUGGACUCAUGGAGUGCGAGGGAAUCCCAGGCCAAAUCAUUACUGAAUGACUCAGGGGGGUUAAGAGGUCAUUAACCUUUCCAAAGCAAACCAAAACAAAUGGUUGAAUGUUUUACAAAGUACUGAACAGAUUCAGUUCUUAAAAGAAAGCUUUUGAAUUAACUUUUCAGCGACCAAAAAGUAUCGGCAACGUUAGGUUAUUAGUGAAGUACCAAAACAGUAAGUUCGCUAAAGUGGUAACCAUAGAAACAGUAGCUUUAUACGCCGCUCGAUCGCUUGCAGUAUUAAAUGUUGCAUAUUAGCAAAACAUAAAUACUGCUACUGUUUUAC